AUGGCGGCCGGCGGCGGCGCCGAGGAGAUAUGGGUGCCCGUCACCAUCCACCUGCCGAUGGGCAUCGCCAAGGGCUGGCACCCCGGCGCCUGCGGGCCGGCGACGUUCAUGUGCGGGCCGUACAUGAUCAUCCUGCUGGCGCAGCUGGGCCAGACGGUGCUGGUGCCGGUGCUUCCCUUCCUAGUGCGCGAGAUGGGCUACUCCCGCUCCGCCUACGGCGUCCUCCAGUCCGCCACCUGGAUGAGCCAGACGAUCCUCUCGCCGCUGCUCGGCGCGCUCUCCGACUCGCUCGGCCGGCGGAACGUCAUCUUCGUGUCGCUGCUGGUGUCUGCAGCGGGCUGCCUGCUGCUCGGCCUCUCCUCCUCCUACCCGAUGAUGCUCGCCGCGCGCGUCAUCACCGGAUCCGGCUUCCAGAUCGCCCUGUUCCGCGCGUACUUUGCUGACACUACCAGUAAGGACAAGCGGACGGGCAGCAAGCUGCCGCAUGAUGCUCGCCUCACCGACGCGCUGAGGCUGACGCAUGCCCGCGCUCUCAUCCUCGGCCCUCUCAUUGGCGGCGCCGUCUCGGAGUUUGCGCCGGCGCUGCUGCAAGGCGCGGGAUAUGGGGAGAGAUGGGGAGAGAUGGGGAGAUGCGCGACGGCGCUCGGCGGCAAGCGCGUGUGCGCGCUGGUCGCUUGCGCAAUCUUCAUCUCCGGGGCUCUAGUGUGCGCGCUCUGGCAGCCGGACGAGAAGUGCCUCGGCAGCUCCGACUCGGUGGUGAGGCUGAUCGAUUCUCGCCUCUCGCGGCAGUCGUCUUCGGCAAACCUCUCCAGGCAGCCCUCGGCAGCCAGCCCCACGCCCCCAGUGCAGAUGGAGCGGUCGACGGGCGAGGGCGGAAGCGGCGGCGGCGGAGGCGGCAAAGGUGGCGGAGGCAGCGGCGGCGGCGGCGGCGGCGGCGGCGGCGGCGGUGGUGGCGGCGGCGGCGGCGGUGGUGGUGGUGGUGGUGGAGGAGGAGGCACUGGCGUUGCGCAUCGACCCGGCGGCCACAAGUACGACCACGGCGUCAAGUACGUUCGCGUCGAGGCGCUAGUGCUAAGCUACCUCGCAAAGUUCAACGUGGUGCCGCUGCUCGCGCUCAACUUCUUCUUCCGCUUCGCCUUCGCGGCGUACAAGUCCAACUUCCCGUACCUGUCCAACUUCCCGUACCUGUGCGAGGAGGCGCUCGACUUUGGGCCAAAGGAGGUUGGGCUCGCCGUCUCUGCGAUGGGCGUGGGAGGCAUGUUCGUGCAGGGCGUGCUCGUGCGCGUCAUUAACGGGUCCCUGGGCGAGCAGCGCACGCUCGUGCUGGCCAUGGCAUGCACAUCGCUCGGCUACGCGGGCCUUGCGGCCGUCGCCUCGGUCGCCUCCCUCGUCCCCUGCCUCGGACUCAUCUCGCUGGGGUACGGGCUGGCCGUGCCGUGCAUCUCGACGCUCUUCUCGCACGUGCCGGUGGAGCAAGGGGUGAUGCAGGGCCUGGCCGGCUCCAUCGACCGGUUCGGGCAGGUCUUCGGGCCGGCGGCGGGCGGCGGGCCGCUGAUUCAUAGCUGGUUCCAGCGAGGAGCGACUCAUACGUGUAGGUCUUUGGGCCUGUGGUGGGCGGGCGGCUGCCUCGCGAUCGUCUCCGCCGUCUGCCUCUGCCUCGUCGUCGACGAAACUUCGGCGUGGGUGCGGCGGCGUGGCGCGUGCGGCGCGGCCGUCGACUGCGCGUGCGCGGCGCUGCUCUGCCAGUGGUCUCGGCUGCCGCUGUUUGGCCCUUCGUACACCGAGGUCCCGUCGGAGGAGGACGAGGAGGGCGGCGAGGGGACGGCGCUGCUGCAGGACUCGCAGCGGGAGGGCAGCGAGGGCGGAGGGUCGCCGCGCGCGUCUGCGAGGUGAGCGCGAGCACUGGCGGGGCGGGCGGCGGGCGGCUCGAUGUGCUGUUGGAGCGGCGCCCGGUGGACAUAUCGCUAGGGCGGGGGGGACCAUGUGACGUGUGUGUCAAUGACCACCGUGGAGAGCAGGGGGCUGGCAUGUCUUGAUGUUUUGGGGCGCGGGUUAUGC
Molecule: messenger RNA, 2058 nt
Organism: Emiliania huxleyi CCMP1516
Lineage: Eukaryota; Haptophyta; Isochrysidales; Noelaerhabdaceae
Exons: 14
Coding region: 1-1893 (630 amino acids)
Biological process (GO): transmembrane transport
Cellular component (GO): membrane
Molecular function (GO): transmembrane transporter activity
Source: RefSeq, a predicted model, not a curated record